AUGGCGCCUCAAGUGGCCCAGCCGGCAGCCGCCGUACACAAUGGGCCAGCUCCCGACGACAGCAAUCCCGUUGGGCCCCCGUCUGGUCUCUCCUCGAUACCUACCCAGUACACCUCGGAGCAAACACUCAGGCAAAUGCUGAAGAGCAUUGGCUACGAUGAGGCGCGUGAGGACGGCUAUCGGCUGAAAGGCAUCCAGCUUAUCAACAGCGUUCGACAAAGCUUGCACCUACCAGUCAAGACCUUCGAUACAGCUGCCAUAUACUACCACAAAUUCCGCAUACGGUUUCCGAGUAACGAGUACAAUUACGAAGAUGUCGCCCUGUCAGCGCUUUUCGUGGCCUGCAAGGCCGAGGACACAGUCAAGAAGUCUAGGGAGAUUCUUUGUGCGGCACACAACCUCAGGCAGCCCCAUGACCGCAAGAUGCCAGACGACAAGAUAUUCGAGGGCCCGUCCCGGUUUACCGUGGGGCUAGAGCGUCACAUCCUCGAAACUAUUGGUUUCGAUUUUCGCGUUCAGUAUCCUCAGAAACUUUUGAUCAAGAUGGUCCGGGAAAUAUUCCCACGAGAGGAUUUCAACAAGGGGGGUGAGGGGAGAAGGUUCCUCCAGGCUGCGUACGACAUGUCUAUCGACCUGUACAAGACCUUCGCGCCCAUCAAGCAAACAACUUUCACAAUGGUGCUAGCAAUCCUGGAGCUGACGGCAUUAGUAUUGGAGACAAGCCCUGAGAAAACCGAGAGGUUGAAGACGGCGACCGCAUGGCACGCGGAGAGGGCAUGCGUACUCGAGACGAUGCUGGAUCUGUUGGAUCUGUACACACAAUUUCCUAAAUCCACCAAGAUCGGCAGCCAGUUUGAUCUUAAGAACUUGAUAAACGUCAAGAUUGACAUCAACGCCACCGUCACCCAGGAGAAGCAUCAGCGCUAUCACGGAUGGUGCGACCGGUGUGGCCCGGACGUGCUAGACACUCGAUCCCUCACACCUGGCUCAGCAAUAUCCCCGGCGACUAACAGUUCGCUGCCGGGGGGGAACUCGGUGAAGCGCAAGCGGGCAGCCAGCGAAGGGACACAGCGGUUCGUGUUUGAUGUCGAGGAGGCCCGCAGGGAAAAAAGCAUCGUGGCGAGGUACUUUACCGAUGAGUAUGAAGAGCACGAGAUCGAAGUUGAAGAGCCGAUCAAGGAACCGGAGCCCCGGCAGUCCAGCCGGAGCAAUCACCCCCACCGCAACCACAGUCACAACCACACCGAUUACGGUUGGUCGCCGUACCCUCGAAGUAGUAGGCACGGCCAUCACAAUGAUCGCCAUCGCAGUCGGCGGGGUCACGGCUAUUGAGUCAUGAUGGGCGGAUCUUCUGGGACGGUUUUUGUACCGUGCAGCCUUGCGGCAGGUAGAGAUACCCACCAGCGACUUGCUAGUACAUGGUUAGUCCCCAGAACAGCCUGUGUACGUUGGGGAUCUGUCCUCUUUGGCCCUGAACGCAGCGUUGCCCCUGAUCUGACGCGCUCUCAAGUCUAAUCCUGUGCACACAAAAUGCCGCAAUAUCCACCCUAUUCUUCGGGGUUAUUCGAAUCUGCCACGGUUCUCUACGUCAUUCCCCAGAAGAACACGGUGCUGCGUGGC
This is a messenger RNA of Canariomyces notabilis, 1620 nucleotides long. Its product is annotated as cyclin-like protein. The record is from RefSeq and is a predicted model, not a curated record. Bases 1 to 1332 code for a protein of 443 amino acids. Gene Ontology annotation, biological process: regulation of transcription by RNA polymerase II; positive regulation of DNA-templated transcription, elongation. The transcript is spliced from 3 exons. Gene Ontology annotation, molecular function: cyclin-dependent protein serine/threonine kinase activator activity. NCBI's taxonomy places the organism in Eukaryota, Fungi, Ascomycota, Sordariomycetes, Sordariales, Chaetomiaceae. Gene Ontology annotation, cellular component: nucleus; cyclin/CDK positive transcription elongation factor complex.